AUGUAUCGCAAGCAAUCGCUUGACUCGUGGUCGUCAUCUACAGGCCGAGGCAGUCCCAAGCGCACUUCAGAAGCAAGUGGGGAGGUAGUUCUGUUCAACGACGCGAAAGCUUAUGGGAUCAUCAAGGCAGACACUGGCGACUCGGAGGCAUUCUUUUCAACCACGGGUCUAGCCGACGGCUACGGCACAAUGGCGGUGGGCGACAAGGUUUGCUACAUCGAGGAUCACGAGAUGAUAGAGGGGGGGCGGCUAUGCCCAAACCUCGUUAGUGACUCGCUGAGCAUCACGUUGAGUAUCGACUCGGUGUUUCGCAACGGAUCCCCGGAUAAGGCCCGGCUGCUCUACUAUCAGCAGGCCGCGAAGGACGCCCAGGAUUCUCAGGAAGAGACGAGGGACAUCGAGGGUGAUGAAGUCCUCACCGUCCUCACCUCAAGAUCUUCAGACCACAACCCCUUGAAGAUUGUGGCAAUGAUCGCUCUUCUGGCGAUGGUGGUGGGCAUGGCAGGCUUGGCAGGUCGGAAGAUGCUGAACUACAAUGGGCCGGACGCGCGGGAACCAGUGUGGCUGCAGCUUGCUGCGCACAGGAAGAAUGUCACGAAGCACGCCUCAGCCUCAGCCAAUAUCGCAAGCACCAAGAUCACCAAGACUUGCCACUCCGCAGUCGCUGGUGAAGCGUGCUAUGGUGCCGUCUUGUGGCACAAGUGGAUCGGAACCAUUGAGAAUCCCGGUGCCUACCCCAAGGGUGUUUGGAGGGGUUCCAAUCGCACAGUUAUCCAGCAUUACCUGCACGAGACUAAUCAAUCCGACUGUCCCAGGCCUUGCGAGAACGAGCCAUACCCACUCCCACCACCCGCUCCGAAAGGAUCGCCAUCAAUUUAUUGCUUCUCCGUGGCCCGCCCUGGGCCAGAGAUGGAUACCAUGCACCUGCAGAGGCAGACCGGAAGCGGUAUCUUUGCCUGUGACGGCUUCGGGGUUUACAGCGAUGUGGACGUGGACAUCCAGGGGCUCAGGACCAUCCCCAUCGGCUCAACGGCAUCCGGGGUCUCUGUCGACAAUACCGCCGCGAACUCCCAGGUCUUCAUGAGAACGUGGCUGACUUUGCUGAACAACGACGACUGGUGGCACUACGACUUCAUCGCCAAGGUCGACCCGGAUGCAAUCCUCUUCCCGGAGCGGGUCCGGCCACACCUGUCCUGGCACGUUGGCGCGCCAGUCUUCUUCCUCAACUGUGGGAAAUGGAAGCCGGCGAUGUACGGGGCUCUGGAGGUGUUUUCCAAGCAAGCCCUCGGCAAAUAUCUCGCACAGCAUUGGAGCUGUGAGAAAACCUUGCCGUUCUGGUCCUGGGGGGAAGACAAGUACAUGGCCGGAUGCUUGGAGAUGUUGGGAGUUCAGGCCCUGCAAGACUACGGAAACUUCUUGCAUGACGAACGUUGCUGGGGCGUAGAUUGUGGCAACAAGGCCGCUGUGGCGUUCCACUCGUUCAAAGCCGUGAACAGUUGGUACCGCUUGUUUACGAGCCUUCGGCGGAGGAAGAUGGCGAGCCAUAGCAAGGUUGUCCGGCUUCUGACGCGCAUGGACGAGGAUGAGGAGCUGCCGCGAGUGCAGCUCGUGGGCAAGGCCGAGGCCUUCGGUGCCCGAGUGCCACUUUGCAUUGCAGCAUCUCAGCGUGGAGGUCGAGGUGUUUUCGCGGGAGCUCCUAUCGCUGCAGGGGAGACUGUCGAAGUGUGCCCUGUCUUGGCCCUUCGACGUGAUCACAUUGAUGCAGACUGCGCCGGAAUGCGCUACUUUUUCAGUGGUGCAGAUGGAGACGUUCUUCUUUGUGUGCUGGGCUUCGGCAUGCUGUACAAUCAUGCCAAGCUGUUGGCUCAAGCAUCUGGAAAGAAGUGUGAGGGCACGGCAAAUCUGAGCUAUGCUCUGCGCACGCCGCCCGAAGAUGCCCGCGAUGACGGUGAUGCAGGUGUUUGUGUACACUUUGCAGCAGCCAGGGCCAUAAAGGAGGGCGAGGAGUUGCUCAUUGACUACUCCGAGCGUUGGUGGGAAGCCAAAGGCGAAACGCCUUCUUAA
Messenger RNA from Symbiodinium sp. CCMP2456, 2064 nucleotides. The record is from the annotation of a GenBank genome assembly. NCBI's taxonomy places the organism in Eukaryota, Dinophyceae, Suessiales, Symbiodiniaceae.